Messenger RNA from Halteromyces radiatus, 832 nucleotides. RefSeq names its product GPR1/FUN34/yaaH family-domain-containing protein. Gene Ontology annotation, molecular function: acetate transmembrane transporter activity. The transcript is spliced from 2 exons. Bases 1 to 675 code for a protein of 224 amino acids. Lineage: Eukaryota; Fungi; Mucoromycota; Mucoromycetes; Mucorales; Cunninghamellaceae. Gene Ontology annotation, cellular component: plasma membrane. The record is from RefSeq and is a predicted model, not a curated record.
AUGAAUAUUGUUCAAAAACCAGAAAUCCAACAUCACGAAUCAAUUGAUAUGAGAACACCAAGUAUUCAUGAAGAAAUAAAACCAGUGGGUGAUAUACGACCUUUAUUUAAACCAGGUAAUCCUGCUGCUAUUGGAUUUGCGUCUUUUGCUACUGGUAGUUUGGUGAUUGGACUUUAUUGUAUUGGGUUGUUGACGAAUUUGCCACAAGUGACAGUGGGUGUUGCUUUGGGUUUUACUGGGAUUUGUCAAUUCACCUCUGGUCUUUUGGAACUCUUGAUUGGGAACACAUAUGCGGCCACGACCAUGAUGACUUAUUCUGGUUUCUUCUUUUCAUUUGGUAUCAUGUUCUCUCCAGCAAGUGGAUUUUUGGAAAUUGCGAUGAAAGAAGGUGAAGAUGCGCUUCAAACAUGUGUAGGACUUUAUAUGUUGGGUUAUACCUUUGUUUCUUUUAUUUUCUUUUUGGGUACAUUCCGUCAACCUUGGCUUAUUCGUGCUACUCUGUUACAAGUCUUUUUGGCCUUUUUGACAAGUUGCUUGGGUAACUUUCUUCAUAACAAUGGUUUGGUGGCUGCUAGUGGUUGGAUUUCUAUUUCUUUGGCUUUGACUGCUUACUAUGUGAUGGCUACUCUGAUCUACGACGAUACUACUACGUUCAUCAAAUUACCUGCUUUUUGAAUGUCCUUCUUCAGAUGAUUUAUAUAAGAUGAUAUCCCUUCUCUCUAUUAUUUUACUAUAUAUAUAUAUAUUACUUCUGAUUUUCUUUAUAUAUAUUAUCUCAUGUAUUUUAGUUCCCUUCUUCUUUUAUCAUAUUUUAUAUCCCAAAUAAUAAAAU